AUGAGCGUCUGCAGUCCUGAUGACAGUUUUGAACAGGUUGGAAACCAUCAUUGUUUUCGGCUCUAGAAUAAUUUCAUUCAGGAUUGGGCUCCGGUGCUGGAGAGGAAAAUUACAAAAGAAGCUGAAGAAGCUAAUGAAAAUGUUAGUUUUUAAAAAUUUGAUAGUUUUCAUGUUUUUCAGGGAGAAAAUUCCGAAAGUGACAGAUUUUACGAUGACUCUGUGGCGGCUCAGAGUGAGGCGAGAGGUUUUUUUCGGAUUUUUUUGGAGCCAUUUUUUUCAAAUUUUUUUCAGAAGAAAAUGAUUCGAUCAACUUGGUGAAGCGCCUGAGUUCAGUGGUGACAGCUGUGAUUAAAAGAGGACCCUCUUCAGUUGAUAAACUGAUUGGAUAUGCAACAAAUCUCAUUUCUCAAGUUAAUAAAUUGAUAGAAAAAUAUCGAUAAAGGGCAUUUUUAGUCAUUAUCUUGCGAAGAAAGCGCCGAGGCAGUUAUGAAAUAUUUUGGGAACGCCUUAUUCUUGUCCAUAACAAAUGAGGAUGACUUGGAGGAAAGUUCCAAGGAGGCCAUUUUGGGCCUAUUUUCUUUUUUCUCCAAGGUUUUUUGUUCAAUUUUUUUAUGUCAAGUUUUUCCAAUUAUUCAGCUGGCUUUAAACUGUGUGGUUCAAAAUACGAGCCGUCUUUUGGAUACCGUCUUGCAUUGGAUUGAAGAAGUUGGUUUUUUCAAAUAAACUGCGGUCGGAAUUUUUCAGAGACCACUUAGAUUUGAAAAAAAAAAGAUUUGGAAGUACUUAAAGUUUCUUUUGAAGACCCUAAAGUUGACUUUAAUUUCCAAAAAAAAGCUCAAUUUUUUCAACAGACCAAAAUUUGUAUUUCAAUAUACAUGACCCAUAAAGAAACUGUUCAGUUUUCCGGAUUUUGAUAUCGUUCAAAUAGGGAUAAUUUUAGGAAAAUUGAUUUUCAAUAAUUUUAAUGCCGUGUUCAAAGUGAUUCCGCAAAAUUCAAAAUAGCCGUCAGAGAAAGAGAAAGAUAACUAAAUUUUGGAGGGUCAGAGACAAUUUCGCAUUUCGCGGAAAUUACUUUGAACACGGCAUAAAUGUUGAAAAAUCCAGCUUUCCAAAAGAAUAGGGUUUGCAAUACUUUACGGGGAAAUUCUGCUUGUGUUAAAUAAAAAUAAAUAUGUUUUACAAGAUUUGUAAGUCAGAAGAGUUUAAAAAAAAGUUAGAAUGAGAUAAAUCGGAAGCUUUUAAAUAUUUAGAGUUUACCUGGAAAUAUAAAAAAAUCCUUAAGGUGAAGUUUUUUUCAGUGCCUCUAUUAUAAAUAUUGUUCAUCUCAAACAUUUUUUCCAGCUAGUUACCGACUCAAACGCGGGCUGUCGGACCCGAAUUUGCCUGCUGAUUGGCAUCAUGAUGAUGACUUUGACUGAAAUGCAAGAAUCGGCUCGGACUGACGGACUUCUCGAAGAAGUCGAAGAGCUUCCCGAUUUUUUCGAUGCCGACGAUUGUGAAGGUGCAAUUGAGGACCUUUUUUGCGAAAGAAUGGCUCAAUAUCAUUUUUAAAAUAAGUUAUAGUCCUUCCAUGUUCUUUUUCUUCUUGGUUAUAGGGGUUUAUUAUUAAUCUAUUAUCUAAUAUUUUUAUCUUCCUAAUGGAAAAAAACCUGAAAAAAAUGAUUAUUAAACUAAACAAAAAGCCUUUUGAAUUUGAGAAAAAAAAGGUUUCUAUUUUUUCUACCUGUAUAAAUAUUAUCCUAUACUCUUUUUGUCUGUAUUUGUCUAUUUUUUAUUUUUAAAAACCUAAUUUCCCUUGAAUUCUAUUUGAAAACACUCGCGUGUAAAGUUUUUUAUUUCCUUCUUCAAAAAUAUCAUUUUUAGAACUAACCUUGGAAUAAGAAUGAGUAGGUGAGCUUUUUGCACUGAUUUCAAAUCUAAGCUUAAAAAUCUAUGCUUUUUUGGAUUUGUUGUUUUUACCAUGGGUUUUUUUCAUAGAUUUUUUUAACAAAAUUCAUGUUUUAGACAACAAAAUGAAGGAUUUUGGCAUAAAAGACGGGGUGAUCAACCGUUGGGCUCUGAUGCUUUCUAACUGCGUUUUUGGACAGGGUAAUAAUAAUUAUUUUAUUCCGUUAUUUGUAAUAUUUUUCAACUUUCCGUAACGUUUUUCUUGUUGCCGUGUUUAAAAUGAUUCCGGGGGUUUCAAAAUUGACACGUUAUUCGUAAAAAAUGAUUCCGCGUAAUCUGAAUUCCGGAAAAAUGGGGUCCUGCAACGAAUUACGUGACACGCGAAGCUCCAAAUUUUGAAAUUAUUGGAAAUUUCAAACUUUCAUUUGAAAAUUUACCGUUAAAAUCACGUAUCGUUAUUUUGAACGAAUAACGCACCAAUUUCGAAACUAAUUUGAAGAAAAGUAAUGUUUUGAUUUCCUGAGCAACGAGUUUGAAUUGAGAAAAUCCUCCAUAUAGGCCAUUCCGCGCUAGCUUGUCACGUUUUUCUUUCCGCCAGAAGGCCAGGUCAAAUUUAACCAACUUUCGCUUCAAGACCUUUGUUUCUUGCCGUUAUAAAAGCAGAAAUUUGAUCUAAUUUGGUAGACAGUUUUUUGGCGGAAAGAAAAAAGUGACAAACUGGCGCGGAAUAGGCUAUAACAGCUUUUUUCAACUUCAGACAGAUGUGUCAAUACAAAAAAUGAACGACUCGACAAUCAGUAACUAGAUUUUUCCCUAAUGUGCACUAUUUGAAGGUUCCACUCAGGUAUUAAUUUCAAUUCAGAACCCAAGAGUGCGGUCAGCAGCAGUUCACGCCUUCUCAUUCUUCAAGUACGAUUACGAAUUCCGGAAUUGUCAAGGCGAUGACGUCACUCCCAACAAAUGUUAGACCUAUUCUGUUCGGAUUUCAGAUUUUAUCUUGUAUAUUCUCAAAUUUUUAAGAACUAACCUUGGAACUAGGAUAUAGUGUGUUCAGAUUUCAAAUUUCAAGCAGCUAAUUCUACCCCCAUCGAUAUCCUGGAAUCUUUAAAAGGGAGGAAAACUGUGCAAAACUAUAUUCGAGUUAAGACGCUUCAAAAGCUUGAAAUAGCUCUUUUUUGAUAUAACUUGACUUUUUCGCAACCUUUGAAUCUUCAUAAAUCAAAAACGAAGCCUAUUUCGAGAAUCAGAAGACUAAAAAUAGUUACGCAGUUCGUAGUUUUCAAUAUUUCAGUGAUUUCGAAACGUCUUCUCGACGUCGACCUGGCUGUUCGGACCAACGCCAUCCGCGCUGUUCACAUCAUCGACGCCGAAACUGUCCAAAACUUCUUCCAUUUGAUCGAAGUUUCCGAAGACAAUUUGGUAGAAAGAUAGAUUGGUGCUGAUCAUAAGAAUUUGUAGCUCAGAUGGAAAUCAUGUUGGUCGAGAGACUUGUCUCCAGCGUCCACAUGAUGUCUCUUUCCAUGGCGGACCGUCUCAAACUUCUCAGUUUGUUGAUCAGAAGCGGGUCGGGUCGGUUUUUGUGUUCAUCAUGUUUCUUUGUUCGAAAAAUCGAUAGUAAAAUUGAAUUGGCGGGUUUUCGGGUCAAUUUUUUCGCGGUUGAAGUGCGGUCAAGUGUAUUCAAAUGGUCACUUGAGGGUUUUGGAGUUUCACGGCAUUCCUAAUGGGGUGAGGGAAGGUGAACGAGGCGUCAAAGUUUGUAAAUUUACAAAAAAAAAAGUAAGUGCGCGCUUCGGAUAAAAGGACUGUGACGUCACAGCUACCUAUUGUUGCAAAUUAAAAGUAUUCAACGGCAUGAAGAAAACAUUUGGCUGCGUACUUGAGAUUUCAAGUUUCGCGCCAAAAUUUUUCUGACGUCUCCCCACCCAGGCUUGUGCGAGGGCCGGCCCGUCAACCUCUUGGCCCCCCGGCCACUUCCCAAGCCCGGCCUUAGAAGGGCCUCAAGCAAAAAUGGCCGGCCCGGCUCAAAAAAAGCUCAAAAAUUUUUUUCAUUUUGAAUUUUUUUCGCUUUUUUUCAACGAGAAAAUUGGAAAUUUUAUUUUUUUCCUCGUAGAGUUAUUAGAAACUAUGAUUCAACAAGUAAAAAAAUGUUUUUUUCGAUGAAAUUUUUUUCUAAAUGAAAUUCAAGAUUUUUUUCAAAGCUCGGCCUGGCCCGAGCCCGCGCAGGCUUUUUCAAAAAAUUGAGGCCCAAAGCCCGGGCCAGGCCGGCCCGGGCCGCCCGGCCUGACGCACAAGUCUGUCCCCACCCCGUUUGGGAACGCCGCGAAUUUUUUACCCAGAUGUUCUGAAAAACGUUUUUUAGAGCGUUUGAAGUAUGCAGAAGUCUCAUUUUGCCUUUAAAAAUGGUUCUAAGCCUCUGAACUUCCUGCAAAUUCCUACUAGAGUCUUUGAAAAAUAGUUUUUUUUAGCGUUUUUUGGAAAAUAAAAAUCAAGAACUGGAUCCAAAAAUGUUCAAAAAGAAGCUUAACUCUGCACAACAGCCCCUCGAGAUAUGGACUGUUCAGAUUUCAAAUAUUGACCAGCGCUUUCAUGGCUAUGGUAUCUUUCGUGUCGAAUUUUUUUAUCGUGCGUUUCGAUGAUCCUUUAAUAGCGCUCCAUUUUUCGACUUUCUUCUAAGCCUUCCUAAGCUUAAAAGCUUCCGAGUGUCUGCGUCUCUCUGGUCCCUCACCGGCGAGGUCAGAGAAACAUGAAAAUAGCACUUUAAAAUGAGAGGGUGGCCGGGAGACGUAGAGAGCGCAGAGAAGUUGCGAAAGAUGGACCGUCAAGAAAAUUUGAGUAGUACUCUUAAAAAGAUAACCGAGACGAAAAGUUACUGUAGGCCCGGGGGCGGGGCUAGCUGCUUGAAAAGAUCUGGACUUUCUAAAUUUUCGAUUUUCCAGAAGAAAUCCGCCGUCUGAUGAGCCGGGACUUGGUGACAAAGUGGACAAAAGCGGCCGCGGAAAGAGUUUCCGGCCUCGCUGAUCUGAUCGAUGUCCGGGAUUUCGAUCCAAAUGACACCCUCGACUCUGAAAUCUCCGAUUGCGACUCGGCCCCAUUCCCGAGUUUGCUUCUGGAGUUCCUCGACCAUAAACUCGACGAGUACACCGUCUCCGUCAUGGUCAAUGUUUCUUCCAAGCCCCCUUGUCAGAACCCUUUUCCCAAACGCCUCCAUGCGCCUUUAAUAUAACAACUUUAAAAUAAAUUAAAGGCGCAUACACAGAGAUAGGCCGCGCGCAUCGAAGAGAAGGUCUCUGUAGCUCGGAGGAAAAUGAAAAUCGUGACGCGCGCUGUCUAUAUCCAUUGCAGGCUUGGGACCAAUAUUGCGCAAUGGCCCGUGCGCCUUCAAAUUUAAAUCAAAUAAUGGGCUUAUUUAUCAUCUUUUUUCUCUUCCCGGAUAAAGUUAUAGUCCAUUCCGCAGAAAAAUUGUCCCCUUUUGUUCUCCGUUUACCAAGUUUGACCAAACUUCGCUUCGAGACCUUUUUCGCAAUUUUAGAAGGAAAAAAAGUUUUUGGGAUGUUUUCAAAAAGUGACAUUAUCGCGCGGAACACUAUGACCAUUUUUUUUCACCUUUCCUUUGUUUUUAGUAUUUUUUCAAAACUGAUAAGUUCUUUUCAAUAUCAGUUUCGCUUAGGUCAAACUGUCCAUCAUGAAUUACAUCCGGAACAAUGACAACAACGGGGAAAUCGACUUCGAACCGUUCCUCCGGGAUCUCAUGGAAAUGCCGAGAAGCAAGCUGAAAAAGCUUGGCGUGAUUACUCGACGCAAUUUCGAGCUUUUCGAAAAGUUUGAAAUUAAGAACUUUUUUCAACCAUGACCCCCAAGUCAUGUUUUUUUCAAAAGUCAGAGAGAGAGAGAGUUCGGUUUUUUUUAAUUUUCAUUUUUUUCGAUCAUAUCAAUCAAAAAAACAGCGUAAAAUAAUAAAAAAACUAUGAGCAAAUGACAGUUUUUUUCAGAAUUAAACCAGAUUUUUGCUUGGUUUUAUUUGAAUUUUUCAAAUGGAAACGGCAAUAAGCCGUUUUUUGAAGGUUAAUGAGGGUUUUUUUAUUCAUUUUCUCUUCCAACUUUCCAAGAGAAAACUGCGAAUAAGUGUCAUUUUUGUACACAGGCAAAGUCCAAAAUGUCUCAAAAAGGAAUUUUGGAAAAAGGCCUCAAAGAAGCCUUUUUUCCAGACCUUUUCUCCGAAAAGGAGAUGUAAAAAAAGAAGGCGUGAAAAAUAUGGCAAAAAGGAGAUUUCGAGAAGUUUUUAACACCUUUUAGAAACUCAAAAAUGAGCAGCCUCUUCUUUUUUGGGCCUUUUUGAGGUCGUUUGGGCUUUGCCUAUGCGAAUUUGCUUUUAUUGCAAUAUUUCAGCGACGACGAAGGAAUAGAACACUGGCUGAGGCGAGUCUCCCUCCAAACUUUCUUCACCAAACAACUCCUCGACAUCAUUUUCGACGUGAAAACGACCCAAACCAACUCAAAAAUCGUCCGAAAUCGCGCCGCGUUUUUCUUCCUCCCCGACGCCGUCCAACUCCUCGGAAUGACCAAAGAGUUGCUCGCCGACUUUUCCAUUUUUCAUCCAAAAUUUCAGUUUUUGCUUGAAAUUCCUGCGGCCUGAAUACGCGGAACAUAGCUCUUUCCUCGAAGCGAUAAUUGUCAGAUUGAUGGGUUUUGUUGGCAAUCUUCUCAACGAGGAUAACGAGGAGUUUGACAGGUUUUCCUUCAGAAAUUCCAGAAUUUUAACGGUUUCGUUCAGAUUCUGCUUCGUAACCGCCUUGAAAGAGAUCGUCUCUGAAAAGGACCUUUUUUGCACCCUGGACCUUCAUUAUUUGAUGGCCAACCUGUUGAUCGACCUCUGUUCGAAUAGGCAAAGUUUUGAGGUAAGCGGGGGGGGGGGUGAGUAUGAAGCGAGUUUCGUAAUACGUAGUAGAUAGACCUCAAAAGGACGCAUAAAACAAAUAUGAGGUUUUUCGGAAAAGAGUUUUUUUAUACUGAAAAUGGUCUAUUAGUUUUUUUGGGGGGCUGAUAAGAAAAAGAAAAUCUUUCUUUCUUUUUCAAAUUCUAAAAAAAUCGGUAAUUUUGUAACGGCUGAAGAUAAACUCUGAAACUUUUGAAAAUUCCCAGAUUUUUUUAAGCGAAUUUCUGAUCCAAUACGGACUGAACUGUUUAUAAAAAAACGACAGAAGCUUGAAAUUAAUAAUUACCUUCAAAUUUUUUUCAAGAUCUCUCAAAAUGAGAUUUUUUUCGCAACAAUGUUUUUUUAGUGAGAAGCCUCUAUCAGUUUCUUUUGGCGGGGGGCGGGAGGGGGUUGUGAUAAGAAAAAAAGAGAAGAAUUUUGGAACGGCGAAAGAAAAAAACUCUUUUUGAAAGCGAGUCAAGCCAGAAAUAAAAUUAAAUCGCGUGCUUGUUGUUUUUCAAAAGUCCCACUAGGAGUUUGAAGAUCUAAAUUCGAAUAGAUCUUUCCAGGAAAUCAGCGAUUGGAUCUGCUACACGGUGGGAGAACUGCUCGGAGACGAGGACGAAGACGAACUGGAGCCGCUUCGCGAUGUCGCCGACGCGAUGUUGCGACGCUGUGCCGUCCUCCUCCAGGCCCUCCUCGAACGCUACAAAGUCACCGGCGUCUCGACCCUCCUCAAAGUCGCCGUUUUCCGAAUCGUUUGCGAAAAAAAAGCCUGUAUUCCAAGGCUGAUAUCGGCUUCUAGGUGACCCCUUUGGUGGACCGUGGCCCCCAGGAACUGAAAAUAGAGGGGAUCCUGCUCGCGGGGGCCCUGAUCAACUGCGAUUUCGCCUCCACUUCUGUCCUUUUUUGCGCCCUCCAGCCACUGAUGAAAAGUGAACAUGACGCCGUCAAGGUGUUUUAUUAGGAAUGAUUUUUUUUUUGAUCAUUCAAAAAUAGUAUCCUUGUUUCAAAGCAAUAGUUAUGAGAGAAAAGUCGAAAUACAAAAAUUCAGUUUGAAAAUUUCAACAGAAGUAUCGAAUGACGUCAGAAUUUGUGAAGGCUUCUAUUAUGGAAAUACGUUUUGUUUUUAAUGACGUCAUCUAAAACUUCUCGCUCUCUAAUUGGCCCCCUUGAGAAAUGAAUGACAUCAAAAAUCUGAUCUUAGGAAUUCCAGAGUGGUCCCUAUAGGGGCCGAAAAACUGGCCCCUGUUAGGGUUUAUAGUCUGAUCCCUUAGCCCCUACAGCUCAAGUGGGCCCUUUAGGGGUCUCUUAACGCCCGUUUAUUGAGUUUUUUCCAUGGAAAUGCUUCUUCGCUUAGCGUUCUGAACCAGCGUUGAAGAACAAGUGUUGACUAGCAUAUCUCCUAAAGGAGUCACUAACUAAAAACCCUAUAGGGAUCACUUUUUCAAGCCUCAGUGGCCCCUAUAGUGGUUGGUAAAGGGCUCCCUAAAAGGGACGCUUCAAGGGCCACUAAGCCCCUAUAGGGAACACUCUGGAGUUCCUAAGAUACUCCAGAGUGCAAAAUUUCAGGAAGCUGGUCAUGAUGCAUCAUGAGCGAUUUUUUUUUUUCUAGCCCAAAGCUGAAUUUUCAAAGAAAGUCCUUUUGAGAGCGCCGUUCUCCACGCGUUGAAAAACGUGAUCGUCCGACACGGGUUCGACAAGUCUUCCCUCGCUUUCCACUGCGCCAUCGACGAAGAAGACGAGAAAGAGACGUUCCGGGCCGUCGCGACAAGCAUCGAGCAGUGUGUGGAGUCUCUGGUCCGUGUAGAUUGAAAUGUUCCCGGAUAAAUCCGUCCUUCAGAGCGGAUCCUUCUUGGCCCAGGCGUUUUUCGAUUCCCUUCGCAUUUUCGCCAACAACAAGCUCUGUUGGACCUCGCUCAUGACUCUUCUUCUGGAAAAGUGAGUCGAUCUGUACUUUUGUCUGGAAAAAGUGGGGAAGCUUCUGCUUUCGGUUCCUCGGAAGGCGUUUGGAAGCUUCCCAGCAAGUGGUCGAACCCCUUCCACAUAGCUUCCCAACACCUUCUACUCAGAAAAGCCUGCCAGAAGCUUUCCAGCAGGCAUUUUCCAUUCUCAUCAUCCAAAUACCUUCCGAACACCUUCCAAAGGCUUUCCCAACACCUUCUAGCUACCCUACCUAACAACCUCCUGCUGGUUACCUUCCCAGGAUUUGCCUGAGUUCCAACUCUUAUGAAAACACGUGUACUUAUUGAUGCUUCGAGUAGGUCAGAAUGGCCGCUUAAGGGGCGGAAUCUGAGAAAACCUUCGUUUUUUCAAGAUGGAAUAGAAUUUAUCAAGAAUCAUUUGCUUUCUCGCGAAUUUUCGAGGUGCCUUUUAACUGGCCGUUUGAAGAUAAAUUAAACGUAAAUUCUGAAAAAAAGUGACAAAAGUGUUCACCAUUGAACGAAAAAGUCGACGAACCAUUAAAUAAGUAAGUAUGAAUAGAGAAAAGUUUGUAUUCUUACGUUUUUCACCGGGUUUCGCUCUAAUAUUUCCUCUUUGGUGUUAAUUCUCAACCACUACAGAAGUUCAAAAUUGAAUUCUGCUCCUUCGACUACAAUAAAAUCUCCUUCUAGGGCUUUUGACCGCCAGAAUUCCCGUCUGGGCCUCGAGCGACUUUUGGAGUUGUUCUGUGAGAAACACACCUUGACCUAUGUUUCACGGUAAUCGAAUAGGUAUCCUUUUUUCAAACAGCCCCAUAUUCAGAUUACGCCUCGCUCACUCGUUUGCGAAAUGCGUAGCGAAGGUGGAAAGUCUGGAAAGUUUCCAAGAACGAAUCAAAAUGGUCGAUUUGGCGGCGUUCGUCUGUCGCCACGUUUCCAAGGAAGAUUCUGUUGGUCCAAGAUUCGAAAAAACUCGAAAAAAGAUUAUUCGCAGACCACAAAAACCUUUAAAGAAAAAAAAAUUCGGUUAUCGUUUGAUUUUUUUUUCCCCUUCAUGGUAUCCCUAGAAGCUCCAGAGGAGUCCUUGAUAGGUCCCCUAUAGGGGCAACUUUGCCUCCCCCUAUGAAGGCCACUAAAACUUGGGUAAAACUCCAAAUUUGACUAAAAAAUCUGAAGUUGAUCAGUUCCAAAUGGAUCGUUAGAUUUCUAGAAGCUCCAGAAGGGUCCCUAUAGGGGUCCUCGAUAGUUCCCCUCUAGGGGCCACUUUACCUCCCCAUCUAGGGGUCACUAAAGCUUGCAAAAGUGACCCCUAUAGGGGAUAUAGUUUAAUGGUCAGAUCCUACACUCCUAUAGAAACCACCUAACUGCUGUUACCACUAUAGGGACCACUUUUUUGACUAUUUUCACCCCUACAGGGACCACUCUAGCGUUCCUAAGUCAAAUUUGAUCGUCUUUUUCUCCAGGAAGACGUCGCCCCGCAGAAACCCUCUGCGGUCGCCCAACUCGUUGAUCUCGUUCUGAACCUGGCCCUCGAAGCGCCGUACUCGCAGUUCUUGAGGCCGGUGUUGACCUCCAUGGCCAGCUGUCUUCGCCUAGGCCAUCUCAAAGAAAAUGCUCUCAGCGAUCUUUUGGCGAAGCUCAAGACUCUUUCGAAAGUAUACCGAAACUUUUUCGAGCCCUAACUCGUUUUUUUCGACUCAGUUGGUCGCGAAAGAAGGCUCGAGGUCGACUUUCGACGCCUGCAAACGGCUCGCCGUCGCUUUUUCCAACGCCUUGGGCCGGUUUGAACGUCUUGACGAGCUUGAUGUUCGUCUUCAGCUUCAUUUCUUGACGAAUUAGAGAGAAUUAGUGGCCACUUGAGGAGUUUAAAGAGAGCUCUCAGAUUUUUUUUUUUAAAUCUUCUAGUUCCUCUGACUUCAGCUAUCCACGGAGCCUUUUUGAAUGACGUCAUUGUACCUAAAAUUCAAAAUCUGAACAGACUAUAAGAUUUUUGGCCUAAAAUAAUCGAAAAAUGAUCAUAUUUAUUGAAUAGAUGUUCUUACAGUUCAACAGCGAUACGGACGAUUCUUGGACGCCUCCUUCCGUUAAAUCUUCUAUAACUCAAAUAGUUAAAGGUUUUGAGUUUUGAAAAAAAAAAAUGGACAAACCAUGGGCAGACCAUUUUUAAAACUACCUCAAGUUUUCCUGGAUUGAAGUUAAUACUACCUCUCGGAGGCUAAGACUUGUAUUACCGUGAGGUUGAAACUUGAUUUUUUUUUUCCCCAAUUUCUCAAAAUUCUUGUAUUCCAAGCCCUCCUCCCGAGCCAAAGAGUUCUGUACUUGCCUCUAUGACCAUUAAAAGUUUCCAUAGGUUGAUUUGAAACCUUUUAUCAAUUUGUUUUGUUUGGAAGCUUCUUGGCUUUCAGAAAAAGGCUACAAAGUGUAAAGAAUGUUUUCUGAAACUCGAAAAAGAGUUAGUCCACUGAAACUUCGCUGAACCUAAAAUCUUAUUAAACAAGAAAAAAAUUGAAAUCAAUGAAGUAAAUAACAAUUUUCAGGUUUCUCAAUUUUCAAUUUUCAAGAAAAUUUCGUUCCUUUUCUUUUAAAAAUUGACCCAAGUUUCAACUCUUAAAUAUUUUUCUUCUUUCAAGGUCCCGAAAGCAACGACUUCUCCAUGCUUUUACAUGACGAGGUUUUGAAUUGAAAAUCUCGCAAAAUAAUGGAUUUUUCAGCUAAAAAUUGAAAAGUCGGAUGAUGUGGAGAUUGAGAGCGCGGAAAGCGAUGAGGAAGAUUCUGUGAGUUUGAGUAAUGAGAUGGAAAAAUACAAAAAUUUGAUAUCUAGAGCCUUUUUUUUCUAUAAAAGAAGACAUUGUCGCUUUUUUCUAUCAAGAAAAGUGUUUCCCAGCACUUUUGAAAAAAACUGAAGAGCCCAAUUUUUACAGUAGAUCCAAACUCUACAUCAUUCUCUUAUUGAUUAAUUGAUCUGCAGAGCGAAAACCUGAUCAACGGAAAAAGGCCGUGGAGAUGGUCGGCGGUUGAAGCCGUCAAACGGAUCCGUUUGCAGAAAGUCGACAGCCAAGAAAGCUGCUCGAAUUGA
Messenger RNA from Caenorhabditis auriculariae, 11797 nucleotides. Lineage: Eukaryota; Metazoa; Nematoda; Chromadorea; Rhabditida; Rhabditidae. The record is from the annotation of a GenBank genome assembly.